CAAUUGUCAUUCAAUUGAAUGAGUAAUUAAUGUUUUGAUUGCAUUUCAAACACAAAUGUAUAUCAAAAAAAUCACAAUCAGUGGGUUUCGGUCGUAUCGCGAGACCAAUACCAUCUCAGGUCUCUCUGCGCGCCAUAACGUGAUAAUCGGUGGCAACGGUUGCGGCAAAAGCAAUGUCUUGAAUGCCAUCCAAUUUGUCUUAAGCGACGAAUUCAAUGGUCUGAACGCCAAUCAGAGGCAACAACUCAUUAACGAAAGCCAUUCGCAACGACUUCUUCUGGCGUUUGUCGAGAUUGUGGUCGACAACAGCGACCGACGCAUACCAUUGGACGUCAACGACAUCGCCUUCAGGCGCCAGAUUGGGCUCAAGAAAGACCAGUACUUCAUGAACAACAAGAUUGUCACGCAUUCAGACAUCGUUAAUAUGCUGGAGACCGCCGGCUUCAGCCGAUCCAACCCUUACUAUAUCAUCAAACAAGGCAAAGUGAACGAAAUGGCGACCGCGUCGGACGAGUACCGGCUUCAGGUGAUGCGAGAGGUGGCCGGCACUCGCAUAUACGACACCCGUAAGUGCGAAGCCGUCAAACUGUUGGCCGAAGCGGCCCAACGCGUGGAUCAGAUGGACGACUGUCUGAAUUCGUUGGACGAGAGGUUGACGUCACUGCAGACCGAAAGCAACGAUUUGGAGAAAUGGCUGAAAUGGGAUAAACGCCGGCGUCUUCUCGAGUAUAUCAUCGCCAAUAAGGAGUCGGAAGUGAGUAAAAACGAGAUCUUAAAACUCGAACGAAGACAAGAGAAUGAGAAUCAGGUGUUGGAAGAGAAGAGGAAACGUCUGGAGGACUUCCAGCAGAAGUGCAAAGUGUGCGACAAGAAGUUGAAGUUGAUAUGCGGUAUACUCGACGAUCACCGCAAAGAUUUGAAGCAAAUCACUAAACAGAUGAACGAAUUGGACGAACAGAAGGCCAGAAUUGAGUCCAAAAUCAAUGAUUUUAAAGAGAGUCUCGAUUAUAACAAAGAGAGCGAAUUGAACGCCAAACAAGAGCUGUUGGAAGUGAGGAAUGAGAUCGACAAGAAGAAGAAGCGAUUGGUUUUUGUGACCGCAAAGUACGACAAUUUGCGCAAAAAGGAAAACGAUUUGGUCUGCAAACUGAAGGCCAAACAGAGCCGCAAAGUGGAGAUCUAUUCCAAACAGAAGCGAAAGGAGAACUUCCGCACCGUUGAGGACAGGGAUAAGUGGAUUCAAUCGGAAUUGACUGCUCUUAAGGGACAAAUCGAGACAAACACUCGACGAGUGAAGGUUUUGAAGGACGAAGAGUACGAGACGACCGCCCAAAUUGAUCAGUUGUCGGAACAGCAAAAGUCAUUCGGAACCAAAGAAAAAAAUCUAUUUAUAAGCCUUCAAAGCGAAAGACAAGAGUUGUGCGAAAGCAGUAAAUUAGGCAAACAAUUGGAAUCAAAGCGACGCGAAUUCUGGGAAUUGGACAACGAAUUGAAGGCAAAAGAGUUUAAACACAACGAAGACAAGCAGAAGAUUGAGUCAAAGCUGAAGAGAAUGUCGGGCUCUUCGGCGACAGUCGGCAGAGAAAGUGUGGCCCAAGUGUUGAAGUCAUUCGAAGAGAGGGCCGACAGAUCGGACGCCGCAGAAGCACAGCUCCGGCCUAUUAUUGACGGCUAUUUGGGUCAAGUGAUCGACUGUUUCUCAUUCGACCCGAAUCUCAACAAAGUGGUCGAAGUGACCACAAAAAGCAAACUCUUCUAUCACAUCAUCGAAAACGACAAAAUCGGCACAAAAAUCAUCGCCGAAGUGAAUGAGCGACAACUUCCGGGAGACAUCUGUUUCAUUGCCAUUAAUAAACUCCAAUUGAAACCAAUCAAAUACCCGCAGUUUCAGAACGACGCCCGACCGCUCACUAGUCUAUUGAAGUUUGACCAGAAGUACGAGAAAGUGAUGAAAUUCCUAUUCGACCGAACACUGGUGUGCCGUACGCUCGAGUUGGCCACCACUUUCUCGCGCAGCGCUAAACUCGAUUGCGUGACAAUUGACGGCGAUUUCAUCUCAUCUAAGGGAUACAUGACUGGCGGCUACUAUGGAGUGGACACUCGGGUCGAAAAUUUUCUCAAAUGGAAGUCUAUUUUGUCCCGAAUCGAUGCCAUUCGGCAAGAAAUGGUCCAAUGUUUGGGCCGACGGGAGGACAACGAGAAGCAAUUGAUUCUCAACUCGAAUUUGAUGACCGAAUUGGACAUAAAGCACAACAACACGAAGCGUGAGUUCGACAAUCUGAAGAACUCAAAGGACAAAAUGCAUCAACAGUUGGUGGCGUUGAGGACCAAACAGGAGUCCAUUGCCCGCAGUAUAGCGUCACUGGAGUCCACUCUGCCGUCGAUGAGAGCCAACAAAGAGUCGUUUGAGAGCGAACUCGAGUUCAAGACAUUGGACUCGCAGUUGACCAGCGAUGAAGAGCGGGAGUUAUCGACCAUUUUGAAGGAAAUUGAGAGCCUAUCGGCGAAGCACUCGGACCUCUGCGAGCGGCGGAAUAUAUACGCCGACGAGAAGUCGUCACUGGAGUCCGAAUUGGAUAAGAAUUUGGUUCAGAGGAAGAAUGAAUUGGAGAUGACUUUAAUCGACGCCCGCAUUAUGGAGAGCGAGACACUCGUCGAGAACGAGUCCUUCGACUUGGAAUUGAUUGACAAACGGAUCGCUUCUUUCCGGCAACUGUUGGAGGAAAAGGACGCGAAGAUCGAUGAGUUGGUCAAACAGCAGACCGACCAGAAGGAGCUGUUGGACAAACUCAGGGCUGCCGAAGACAAACAGAUGGAUAUCAUUAACCUGUCACAGUAG
This is a messenger RNA of Medioppia subpectinata, 2839 nucleotides long. Lineage: Eukaryota; Metazoa; Arthropoda; Arachnida; Sarcoptiformes; Oppiidae. The record is from the annotation of a GenBank genome assembly.